This is a messenger RNA of Astrephomene gubernaculifera, 1270 nucleotides long. The record is from the annotation of a GenBank genome assembly. NCBI's taxonomy places the organism in Eukaryota, Viridiplantae, Chlorophyta, Chlorophyceae, Chlamydomonadales, Astrephomenaceae.
GCGGGAGGGCUGGCGGGCAGCGGAGGUGCUGGAGGCGCGGAGGGAGGAGUGGUACCAGUCGUACGGCCCCUUCCUGUACAUCUCCGUACUUGCCGUACAUCCAGACUAUCAGGGCCGUGGUCUGGGUUCCCAGCUGCUCGCCCACCUGUGUCGUACAGCGGAUGCCGCGGGCCUAAGCGCCUACCUGGAGAGCACUUCGGAGGGCGGGAACCGGCUGUACGGCAGAUACGGCUUCGAGCUGCGGGAGACGUGGCGACCCCGGCCCGGUGCACCCGUGACUCACAUCCUGGUCCGCCCUCCGAAACCCGCCACUGCCCCACCGAGGCCCCCGAAUCCCCCGACAACCAUACACCCACGUCCCACACGCCCUUGUAAUGCCAGUAGUUGUGCCGUCGCCGCCGCCACCGCCGCCAUCGCCGAUGCAGUGGGCUUAAUCCGCAGGACGCAUGGGCGCCGCAUGGGCCGCUGUGCAUUGGUUGAUUGCGCGGGAAGGUCUGCCGUAUACUGGCUUGUGUGCAGGCGCGUUGAGGCGGGCGACCCAGUGGUGGCCCCUCCCUCUCUCUUGCACUGCGAACCAGCCGCAUGACAGCCCCUUGCUGGCCUCAGCAGCAGCGUUGGGCUGCCUCGUGUACCUUGUCUUGCAUGUUAUGUUUUGCAGCCGCAUUGCGACACACAGACUGCCGUGUGCCCUGUCUUGUCGUGUACCGGUAAUAGCUACUGCAGCAGAGAGUGGUCCUCAUAACAGCAGAGGGCGAGAGCUUGCUUGCAACGCAUUGUAAGCGAUGUGCGUUGAGAGGAGGGCUUUAUGAAAUGCAUAAUUAGUUCAUUACGUGAGGGAGCGUCCACUUGUGAGGCCGUAGGCGCUGCGAACGCAUCUGUGACGGAUUUACUAUAGAGCGUAGGGUGGGCGGCGUCGCGUCAGGAGAGGCAGUUAUCACCGUAUACGGUUUAUUCAUUUCUUUCAUUGUGUCCAGUUCAGUUGUUUUGCACCGGACGGAUACAGGGAGAUCAGGGGAACACUGCACGCUCGCAAUCAAUGUUGCGCGACCGCUGACCCAUGGGUCACUAGGCCCGGGUUAGUUCCAGUGCAGACUUUAAUUAAGCUGUCUUAGCCCUGUCGGUAUGUCUUUUAAACACUCUUUUGAACACCGCAUAGUUAUUGGAUACAUCUGCUUGGCUAGAACCUAAGGAGAUGUAUGGCUGUGUUCGGCGCUCUGUCAACGGCCGGGCGCAUCGAGGUCCGUCAGUUUGCGUUUCAUUUAACAUUUGG